Fomitiporia mediterranea MF3/22 is the source of this 841-nucleotide messenger RNA. RefSeq lists its product as uncharacterized. The record is from RefSeq and is a predicted model, not a curated record. The transcript has 2 exons. Lineage: Eukaryota; Fungi; Basidiomycota; Agaricomycetes; Hymenochaetales; Hymenochaetaceae. The coding region runs from base 239 to 841 and encodes 200 amino acids.
CCGACGGCUGGUAAUCCGCUGGACGCGUGACAGAGCGCGAAAACACCACGACUGUCUUCUCGCGCCAGAAGUCCUCCCCGCCCUGCAAGCGCUGUUGCAAAGCGCAACGCAGACCGAAGUCCUGGAGCUGCACCUUGCCGGCUUACCCGCCGCCUUUGACUUUAGUGCAUUGCUCGCCAGGACGAGCUUUCGGCUCCGAACACUUGCGCUCAACGGGUCUGCCGACGCGUCCGUCGAAAUGUUCUUACGCACUCAGCCCCGUCUUGUGUAUUUACAACUAGCGGAUCAUCGACGGCCUCUUGCGCUUGCGUCGCGGGACAUACCUUACCUAGAGACAUUCCGCGGUGACCUGAAUUGCGCUGCUUCAGUCAUACCUGGUAGACCCGUCUCUACGCUCGUGCUCAGUGGGCAUGAACCGUCAGAACGACUGCUAGUUUCACUCGGUCACAGUACUCGGCCCAUCAGGCGACUUGACUUGAGUGCAUUGUCGGUAACACCGACUCAAUUGCUCACCAUCUCGAAGCACCUCACUGCCUUGGAGACGCUCCGGAUGCGACUUGCCCUCCGGCAUACACUGCACUUCACCUUCUCCGGAAUGAUGCUCCUCUCCGCACUAACCCAAGUCCUAGGCGCCUUCCAACACCUCGCACACCUCGAUCUCUCUCCAACAAACGUCGAUGGCAUCGUGGGCGUGCGUAACGAAGUCGAAGAGCAUUCCCUCUGCAACGCAUGGUCCUCCGUCGCCCCCUCACUCCGUCGAGUCAAAUUCCCCUCCGGAACCGAUUGGACACGCACACCCGAUGGGAUCUGGCGACCAUUGUCUAUUUCUCCGAACCCGUAG